CUGACCAGCGGCCAGUUCACCUUGUAAGCUCCGAGCUUCUUCCCGCUCGGAUCGAAGAUGAGUCUUCUGAGAGCCGCACUGAGGUCGAACUCUACUUUUCCCACUCUCCGAGAAUGCCAUGGCUUCCCACCUCUCCUUCGAGCCACGUCCAGGAUUUUCUUUUCAUCCGAAGCAGAACAGCCGCCUCAGGAUCCACAAGCCGAAUCGUUUCUGCGAACUCCUCGCGAAGGUUUGGCAUAUGGUAGGCUGUUGGGCGUUCGUAAUUACACGCUGAAAACAGAUAUAAUCCACUUUCUUAAAGGUUGUAAUUUGACCACGGAGGAUGUCAAAGUGGACUACGGCCGUUACUUUACGCCCCUUGCAAUGAUGUUGCAAUUCCAUUCUUACAAUGACUAUGAUCGGGCUGUAAGACAUAUUGCAAGGAAUGGUCGCUUGUACAGAUUGGAUAGAACUGAUCGUGCCCAAUGGGAUGUUGUUACUCCUUAUGAUGGAAAAACUAUUUUGAUGCGAGGAUUUCCUCGAAAUGCACUAAUAGAUGAAAUAGAACGUUUUCUGCAUGGUUAUGAAUAUGAUCAGACCUCCAUCAAUAUUUUUCUAAGACAGGGAGAAACUUUUGGAAAUCCCGUUAAAAUGGCUACAGUACGUUUCCGUUCAAGGACUGAAGCAAUGAGUGCGUUUAUCACAAAGAAUAAGACGUUUUGCCUUAACAGCCCAAUUUCGAUUAUGGUUCUCCAGUAGCGAGUCUAUGCCACUCCCUCGCGUUACUGUCACAGCUGGAGCGUUGCUUUCAGACAGAGAAGACGACUAAUCUCACAGCCUAGUUUUAUUUGUAUUGCUUUUUGUGGUCUUAGUUUUUGUGUCAGAAAUAGGGGGUGACCUCAGCAAUUUGGCCUGGCCAUCCUAAAUUCUCAUGUUUAUUUUGGCUGCAUUGCUUCUCUGUUCUUUUCUCCCCCCAAGGACGAAGUUUAUUCCAUUUCCCCCCUUUAUCUAUAUAAUUAAUAUGAUUAUUAUAUCAUCUACAA
Messenger RNA from Neltuma alba, 1022 nucleotides. RefSeq lists its product as uncharacterized. NCBI's taxonomy places the organism in Eukaryota, Viridiplantae, Streptophyta, Magnoliopsida, Fabales, Fabaceae. Gene Ontology annotation, molecular function: nucleic acid binding. The transcript has 6 exons. The record is from RefSeq and is a predicted model, not a curated record. The coding region runs from base 58 to 738 and encodes 226 amino acids.